GUUUGACAGUCAAGUUUGACAUUUUUCUUUUCGCAUUUUCGUGCUCAAAACGUGUUUUGCGAAAGCUAUUUCAUAUUUUGUUUAUAAAGUUAUCUUAAAACCAGCCUAAUUACUGUAAUAUUUCGUGCAAUUAGCAAAAUCUAUUUCAUAUCUUCGAGUAAAUAACGUCAAACCUUAAAAAUGGUGGUCCUAUCUUCUUCGUUUGCAGCCCCGGCCGAGGGUGUGCUGUAUGAAGCUCCUUCGACAAAAUUGAUCGUUAAUGACCAGGAAUUGGGUACAGCCACUUUGUACAUCACUGAAAAUAAUGUGGUUUGGGGUGGAGGAGUGGGUGCGUCGGGUGGCGCCUCGCCCACUUUAUCUCUGUUGUAUCCCACCAUAUCCCUUCACGCUAUACAGAGGGAACCUACCGCAGCUUUGUACAUGGUGCUGAAUUAUGAACUUAGAUUGCCAGAACUCCAGCAGCAGGGAGGUGGGGACGCACAGAACGAAGAUGAUGAUGAUGAUGACGACUUUGAUGCAGACAACCAUCCCAUCACACAGCUGCGAUUCAUUCCACAAAACGAGGGAGACCUGAGCUCGAUGUAUUCAGCAAUGAGUCAAGGGCAGGCUUUACAUCCCGACCCGGCUGAUGAAGUUGACGAUGAGGACUCCUACAUGGACGGGGAGGAUGAUGACGGUGACGAAGAGUUUGAGGAUGCAGAGGAAACGAACGGCGCGCCCGAUGAAGCCGCUGCUCGUCUCCGGCAACUCCGGCUCGAAAACACCAACGGACCACAUUAUGAAGACUGCGAAGACGCUGAGGCAGGGCAGGAGUGAUUUUUCGUAUUAUUGAUAAGUUUUUGGUAUAACUUAUUCGGCAGAGCAAGUUUCACAACUUCCCAGCAUUUUAUUUAUAAUUUUUAUGAUAGUCUUCUUUCCUACCCUUCAAGGAAAUUUCUAAAUAACUUUUAAAUACGUAUCUAUUUUUAAAUACAUAUGUAAAAAAAAAUUAUUUAGGAAUUUCCUCUUUCUUGUAUUACAUUUAAUUCUGUACUGAAGUUAAAGUAUAGGUUAUAAUUUAUUUUAAGAUUGAUUUAGUACUGGGGCCCUGACACUAUUAUUUUUUUAUUAUCACUAUCCGUAUUAUAAGUGCGAAAGUGUUUGUUUGUGGGUUUGUCCUUCAAUCAUGUAUCAACAGAUUGACGGGUUUUAUGCAUGGGUAUAAUUAAAGGUCUGGAGAGUGACAUAGGCUACUUUUUAUCCCGGUAAAUUAAGUAAGGUACCCACCAUCAAGUCAAGAGUGAAUAGGCAACUUCUAGGCAAGUGCGCUCCAUCUUAGGCUGCAUCAUCACUUGCUAGCAGGUCUGAUUGCAGCCAAGCGCUAGUCUAUAUCAUUUAAAAAAUGUUAGAUGAAGUUUGCGACUUCGUCCACGUGGAUCUAGGUUUUGAAAAUCCUGAGGGAAUUCUUCAGUUUUCCAGAACAAAAAGUAGCCAAAUAUAAGCCUGAGGUACGAAAAAGUGGUCCUUUGAGCCGGAUGUGAACCAAUGACCUAUGGAUUGGUAGGUCACUGGUUCACAUCCGGUUAAAUGGAUGGACCGUUAAAAAUAACUAGUAGACAGACAGAAAUUUUCGCAUUUAUAAUAUUAGAAUGGAUUAAUUUUUUAGUUGCUGUGUCUGGGCUCUUAUACAAAAGUAAGAAUGUGAAUAUUUUUGUUUCCUAUCAUCUCAAAUUACAUAAUAAAUGAUUUUGUAUAAAGCUAAUAAAUGUGUAUGAAAUAUGAUUAUUAAUAAUGGCCGGUUUACAUUAUUCAAGUAGCGUUCAAGUCUAGCAAGCUUCAUGCUAUCCUUUUCCGCAGGUAGCAUUGUGAAAGGGAUAGCAAGGGUUAGUUAGUAUCGGGCUCUCUCUGCUACGUAAUACCAUACAAAUGACAAA
Maniola jurtina (meadow brown) is the source of this 1913-nucleotide messenger RNA. RefSeq names its product methylosome subunit pICln (gene icln). Gene Ontology annotation, cellular component: cytosol; spliceosomal complex. The coding region runs from base 181 to 816 and encodes 211 amino acids. The transcript is spliced from 6 exons. The record is from RefSeq and is a predicted model, not a curated record. NCBI's taxonomy places the organism in Eukaryota, Metazoa, Arthropoda, Insecta, Lepidoptera, Nymphalidae. Gene Ontology annotation, biological process: mRNA cis splicing, via spliceosome.